AUGGCUCCUCCGCCGCCCAUAGUCAUAGAUGCUCAAGCCAUCUCAGGAAUUACAGGCUCCAUAUCCAUAGCAUGUUGGAUCAUCGUUUUUGCUCCCCAAAUUUACGAAAAUUUUCGUAGGAAGUCAUCGGAAGGUCUUUCCAUGAUGUUCAUCAUCCUAUGGUUGGCUGGAGAUAUUUUUAACGUACUUGGAGCUGUGCUUCAAGGCGUACUUCCCACAAUGAUCAUUCUUGCUAUCUAUUACACUUUAGCGGACAUUGUUUUAUGGGUUCAGUGCAUUAUGUACGGUGAUGGUAAGUCGAACCCCGAUUACGUGCAUUUAUCGCCCGCUAACCCCAUAAAUGACGAUGUUCUUGAAACUGUCUUGUCAGGUGAUAGAGCCCAAGAUAUUGAGGAAACUGAUAUUCAGUCCACGAGCGAAACGGAUCACAUUUCUUCUUUCCUGAACGUGAGUCCUCGCAUGGCUGCCUUCUUCAAGUUUUUGAUGGUCUUGCUUGUCUUUAUGGCUGGCCUUGCUGGCUGGUACAUUUCUUACGCCAAUACUUCACGCAAGCAUAAGACCCCUGUUGAUCUUGUGUUCGAUCCGUUGGCUCAGUUCUUCGGUUGGCUUUGUGCUGUCUUCUACCUUGGUUCACGUAUACCUCAGAUUUUGCUCAAUUAUGAGCGUAAGUCAUGCGAAGGAAUUUCGUUCAUGUUUUUCUUAUUCGCAUGCUUGGGGAAUUUGACCUAUGUCAUUUCCAUUCUUGCUAUAGAUACUUCGUGGAAUUAUGUGUGGGUCAAUCUGUCAUGGUUGGCUGGUUCUCUUGGAACGUUGGCUCUCGACUUCACUAUAUUUAUUCAAUUUUUCCUUUACAACGAAAGCAAGGAUUAUGACGAAGCAAGCACCGUGUCGAAGAACACUAAUUCUGGUGGAUCAGAGGCACUUUUAGGGAAUAGCCGUGAGCAGUACGGUGCAGUAUGA
Molecule: messenger RNA, 960 nt
Organism: Candidozyma duobushaemuli
Lineage: Eukaryota; Fungi; Ascomycota; Pichiomycetes; Serinales; Metschnikowiaceae
Product: cationic amino acid transporter
Exons: 1
Coding region: 1-960 (319 amino acids)
Biological process (GO): basic amino acid transmembrane export from vacuole
Cellular component (GO): fungal-type vacuole membrane
Source: RefSeq, a predicted model, not a curated record